AAUCAAUUGAGAGUUACCACCGCUGCAAGAAAGGCAGAAUGCAUCGGGUCACUGGGAUCAUCAUCUGCGCUGGUUUUAUUGCCGUUGCCACUUGUUUUAGUGCAUCGUCUGAGAACGCGGACCUUUUAGACGAACUUGUUCAUAAAGAUACAAAGAAGCUAGGCGAGGAAGCCAUCCAAGUUGGCCAGAUUCUGCGAGAAUGUGCAAAGAACUUGAAGAAUGAGUCCAGUGCAGAGGAGUUUCCGGGAGAUGAGGCAGAGGAGUACUUUUUCAGAAAGAUGUGGAAAAAAAUUAAGGAGAGCGCCAAGAUUUCCGCUAAAAGGGCCGUACCAGCUCUAAAGGCAAAAGCGCGAGAGUUCCUUGCCAGAAAGGCUGAAGAGCUCCUCCGCGACCUGAUAAGAAAACAUCUUGGUAGCUACUCACUGGAGGACACCGAGUCAUACCAUCAAUUUUUGUUUGCCAUUUCCAAAGAUAUUGACCAGAUGGGACAGGACCUCAUUCAACGGGGCGGCGAGCUGCUCAAGUAAUGCGAGGAAAUAAAGUUUUUGAGAAUUUGAAA
Molecule: messenger RNA, 559 nt
Organism: Ixodes scapularis (black-legged tick)
Lineage: Eukaryota; Metazoa; Arthropoda; Arachnida; Ixodida; Ixodidae
Exons: 4
Coding region: 39-527 (162 amino acids)
Source: RefSeq, a predicted model, not a curated record